CAUUCCGAACAGUGAAUCUUGGCGGUGAGUGCGCGCGUAUCCUGACAGUUGCUUUGUUAUGUAGUUGUGUACGCUUUUAUUUGCAUAGCUUUUUCUUACUCCGUACCGUGGUCUCUUCGCGCCUAUCAAUGGAGCCUCCCGCUCGGAAGAGGAAAAUGUACCUGCACGAUGGCCAACGUUUUCACGUUCCCUCAUCGACACGCCGCUAUAGGUUGCGUCACAUGUCACAGCCGGUUGCGCAAGGGCAUGCUUCGAACAUUGCCGAGCCUGAUCUGUCCUGCUCGUUUGACGACUGUCCGCUACUUUCAGACGAUGAAAUCGGCGCAUCGUCAGCUGGCCGUCAGACUGACAAUGCAUGCCCGGCCCCAGACGAAGGCAACGAAAGCGGGCAAUCCGACCCAGUACCGCCGAUAGACGUUGCCCAAGCGCUCGCAACGGCUCUGCGCGCGUAUGGCACGGCCACCCUUCCUGGAUCCACAACAUCAAAAGCUGCUGCAGUCGUAAUGAUUCUAGCUUUUGUUGUUGCGCAUGGGCUGCCUUGGGACACCGUGGACGGGUUGUUGCGUCUCAUCGAAGCAUUGUUUGGAUUUCAAGGUGACAUGCUGCCUCGAAGCAAGUAUCUACUCAGGAAGUUGUGGAAUCCAACGAUGCAUACGGCCGUGAAUCGCCAUUACUACUGCAACAUUUGCGGAAGUCAACUAGAGCAGCUAAGUUCAGAGACAAUGCGCUGUCGAGAAUGCCAAGCAGAUAUGAAAGUCUCGCUAUUGAAUAACGCAGGUUGCUUUUUCAGCAUCUUGAACAUCAAGCAGCAAAUUGGUCAGUCAAUAGCAAAGUUUAAGGACCUUCUGUUCGCCCAAAUGGAAAAAAUAGAGCAAGGAUUGCAAUGCGAUUCAGUGAGUGACAUCACCAGUGGUGCCAUAUACAAGAGUCUUAGACAGAGUGGCAAGAUAUCCCACAAGGACUUGACGCUCACAUUCAACACUGACGGAAGCCCUGUUUAUAAAUCGUCGAAAGCGUCUGUGUGGCCCAUCCAGUUCACUAUAAAUGAACUACCGCCAGGUGUGCGCCGCCAAAGCCCUGUUCUGGCUGGAUUGUGGUUUGGCCACAAACAUCCAGACAUGAUGGUGUUUAUGGAAAAAUUUGUGGAAGCAUUGCAGGCUGUUGGAACUGUUGUGUGGCAGCAUGGAACAGAAACGGUUAGAUCAAAAGUUCAUUCCAUCUGCUGUUCAGUUGAUGCACCAGCCCGUGCAGCAGUGACAAACCAGACACAGUUCAAUGGAAGGUUCGGCUGCUGCUGGUGCCUGACCUGUGCAGAGCAAAUCGAAGGUACUCCUCGUUACAUCCAAACGGACUUUGCACUGAGAACAGAAGAAGGGGUCCUGAGAGACAUGAAGCUUGCCCUUGAGCUGAAUAUGCCAGUGAAUGGCAUCAAGGGUCCAUCGCCCCUGAUAAACCUUAAUUUGUUCAAUCCAGUGUUGAGCCAGGCAGUUGACUACAUGCACUGUGUGCUGCUUGGAGUGACAAGGCAGCUUACCGAGUUUUGGCUGGACAGUGCAAACUGCCAGGAGCCGUUCUACAUCGGUGCUCCUUCAACUAUAGCCAAGCUGGAUAAACGUCUCCUGAGUAUUUGCCCACCCCACUGCUUCACACGGCUGCCACGGUCCUUGGCAGACAGGUGCUUCUGGAAGGCGAGCGAGUGGAAGAACUGGCUGCUCUACUACUCUCUGCCAACAGUACUCGGAGUGCUGCCACCGCGGUUCUGGAGGCACAUGUCAAUGCUGGCCGAAGCCAUUUUCACUCUGCUCAAGAGUGAAAUUUCACCAACUGAUCUUCAAUGUGCAGGUCACCUGCUUGAAUCAUUUGUGUGCAGAGCUGCAAACCUCUAUGGGACUCGCUUCAUGACUUAUAACGUCCACCAGCUUCGCCAUCUGACGUCAAGCGUGGAGCAUCUGGGUCCUCUUUGGGCAAACUCAGCGUUUCCCUUCGAAACAGGGAAUGGGAAGCUCACAAAGAUGGUAAAGGCAGCAAAAGGAGCUCCGACACAAAUACUGGAGAGAGUCACUCUGGAAGGAGAGCUGGAGCUUGCGCUGCAUUUGCUUUCUCUUCCGCAUGAUGUGGUGAGGUUUUGCGAAAGACUGCUUGGCAAUGUUCCUAUUAAGAAAGUGACUCGAAUUGAUAAUGUAUGCUUAUUUGGAGCACCAGUUACAGCUAUGUUGUCCGAGCGGGAACUGCAAUCUGUGCAAAAUUUCUUGGACACAACAUGUGCUGUAAUUGAGGAAUAUUCAAGAAUGAGCUUUGAAGGCACAAUUAUACACAGCCAGCAGUAUAGAAAAGCAAAGAAAAGUGACUGUUCUGUCGUUGCAAGCCAUGAUGGGAAAUUUUUUAUAGUUUCCCAUAUAUUGCAUGUAAUUGCCGGCAUUUCUGGCUUGGUUCUCUUGCUUUGUCAGAAACUGGGAAUUGGUGAAAAUGCUGAUGGUUUUCCUCCUCACAUCAAAGAGUGUUUUUUUUCACCUGUUGACACUUGUGUUGUUUUAAAGCCUGCUUCUGUUGCAAUGCCGGCUUUGUUUAUAGACUUUGAGGCUGAAAGCAAGCAGUAUGUAUGUGCAUUGCCGAACAUUGUAGAACGGGAUUGAACUGAAGUACAAAAACAAAAGUCUCUGCGUCACUGUAUUUACGGAAAUCUAACUAGCACGUUUUUUCUGAGAAACUGCGUUAAAAAAUAACCUGAACUUAUAUAAAACAAAAGCUGCAUAUAUGGCCACCAGUGUUUGUGGCAUUGUGGAAAGCUCGGUAUCUGCAAGAACGCUCGCUGCCGCCUACUUUGACAAGUCAGAUGCAGAGUUGCAUAUAAUCCGAAUUAACUUCUGGGGUGUUACAUGCCAAAACUAUGAUCUCAUUAUGAGGUGCGCUGUAGUGAGGGACUCUGGAUUAAUUUUUACCACUCGGGUAUAUUCAACGUGCCCCGAAUAUGCACUGGUUCCUUCAUUGCUGUGUUCUACUGUGGCUGUAUACUGCUCUUUGAGCUGUUUGGUCGGAGUAAAUUCCUCAAACUGGGCUUUACUCUGCGAAAGCAGAGACGAGCUUGCAUUGCUGAAUGUUUGGCAAUGUCGAUGUUAGGAGAAUGAAGCUAGGAUUGGGCUUCCUGAAUGAUCCUAUUAGUCUGCGCUCGUAAUGCAGAUUGCUUACCCUUAAAUCAAUCAAUCCGGAUAGUGUCGAAGCUAGCUGAUGUCCUUGCAACUGUGCCGAUCUUCACAUCCAUGAUCAUUUCAUUCCUCAUUGCCCUCAAUGUGAAGCCAGAGUAGAGUUGUAACCUUGCAGAAAUUGAAGAAGAGACUGGCAGUCUAAGCUUACCGUAUUUACUCAAAUCUAAACCGACCUUUAUUGUAAAA
Messenger RNA from Dermacentor albipictus, 3389 nucleotides. RefSeq lists its product as uncharacterized. The record is from RefSeq and is a predicted model, not a curated record. NCBI's taxonomy places the organism in Eukaryota, Metazoa, Arthropoda, Arachnida, Ixodida, Ixodidae.